Messenger RNA from Onychostoma macrolepis, 2255 nucleotides. It is a transcript of the gene yy1b, whose product is annotated as YY1 transcription factor b. Gene Ontology annotation, cellular component: PcG protein complex; transcription regulator complex. NCBI's taxonomy places the organism in Eukaryota, Metazoa, Chordata, Actinopteri, Cypriniformes, Cyprinidae. Gene Ontology annotation, biological process: regulation of transcription by RNA polymerase II. The record is from RefSeq and is a predicted model, not a curated record. Gene Ontology annotation, molecular function: DNA-binding transcription factor activity, RNA polymerase II-specific; RNA polymerase II cis-regulatory region sequence-specific DNA binding.
UGAAAAAUAAAACCUAACAUCAGACCAACAUUUCAAAGAUAAGUCACAGCUUUAAAGAAAUCUUCCUCCUGUUCAUCACUAAAACUGCAUUUGUUUCAAUGAUAGGAAAACUUUACAUGGGUAGAUUUUGUGGAGUAUUUUAAAUUGUGCCUCUUUAACUUUAUUCAGAAUUUAUAUGGAUUUAACCAUGCAGUCGCUGAAGCAGUCACGUGGUUUUCAGGCGAACGAACGUCAUAGAUCACGUGCUUUUGGCAAAACGAAUCAAGCUCCGAUACAGCGCUUCAAUGUGAAAUGGGUUGUUUUUUUGACGUUGAACAUAACAUCGCUAAUAUUUAGCGCCUGCGAUGCGAAUUGUACCGGGGAACCUCGCCAAACAACGUGUAUCUUACCCCCCAGAACGCGAUUUUUACCGGGGGAGCCCCCUCGAAACGCGAAUCUGGGCGGGUUUUGUUGCGGACGCCUGGCAACCCUGGAGCGGAGAGUUAUUUGUGUUAUCGGAGUGAACGCGCUGCGGGUUUCAGGGGGUGUGUGAGAGCGUUGCGAGCGAGCGAGCGAGCGUUGAACGCCACAGCGGAGGCGAGCGAGGCGGACUCGGCGAACAUGGCAUCCGGCGAGACGCUGUACAUCGAGGCGGACGGCUCGGAGAUGCCCGCGGAGAUCGUGGAGCUGCACGAGAUCGAGGUGGAGACCAUCGAGACCACGGUGAUCGGCGACGAAGACGACGACGACGAGCAGCAGCCCAUGAUCGCGCUGCAGCCGCUGAUCACAGACGACCCGAGCCAGCUCCACCAGCACCAGGAGGUGAUCCUGGUCCAGACCCGCGAGGAGGUGGUCGGCGGCGACGAGUCGGAGCUCCGCGGGGAAGACGGCUUCGAGGAGCGGAUCCUCAUCCCGGUGCCCGCAGAGGAGCACUACAUCGGGCAGACGCUGCUCACGGUCGCGGGCAAGAGCUCCGCGGGGCGGCUGGGGAAGAGAGCGGCGUCAGGGGGCAAGAAAUCGGGCAAGAAGAGCUACCUGAGCGCGGCGGAGGCCUGCGGGAGGAAAUGGGAGCAGAAGCAGGUUCAGAUCAAGACUCUGGAGGGCGAGUUCUCCGUCACGAUGUGGGCUUCGGAUGACAAGAAGGACAUCGAUCAUGAGACGGUGGUGGAGGAGCAGAUCAUCGGGGAAAACUCUCCUCCGGAUUUUUCCGAGUACAUGACGGGAAAGAAGCUCCCGCCCGGCGGAAUCCCGGGAAUCGACCUGUCAGACCCGAAGCAGCUGGCAGAGUUCGCCAGAAUGAAGCCGAGGAAGAUCAAAGAGGAUGACGCGCCUCGGACGAUAGCCUGCCCGCACAAAGGCUGCAGUAAAAUGUUCAGGGAUAAUUCAGCCAUGAGGAAGCACCUGCACACUCACGGCCCGCGGGUCCACGUGUGCGCCGAGUGCGGGAAAGCCUUCGUGGAGAGCUCCAAACUCAAGCGCCAUCAGCUGGUUCACACCGGAGAGAAGCCCUUCCAGUGCACGUUCGAGGGCUGCGGGACGUUCUCUCUGGACUUUAACCUUCGGACGCACGUCCGGAUUCACACCGGGGACCGGCCCUACGUUUGCCCCUUCGACGGCUGCAAUAAAAAGUUUGCUCAGUCCACCAACCUCAAAUCACACAUUCUGACACACGCCAAAGCCAAAAACAACCAAUGAACUGCGGCGCGGCGUGUCCUCGAGCAUCUAGUUAUCUUACACGGACUCCAAGGAGGCUUCAUAACGCAGCUCCCAUCCACGGAUGAUGCUUUUUACCACAAAGACAACAAACCAGAACAUCGGGACUGUCGCUUCAUUCUUUUCCACUUUUACUUCGGUCUCUCUGGUCUUCAUAGAUAUAUAGCUUUUAAUUUUCUAUUUCUGCAAGUGUGCAUAUUGUACACUUAUUUUGGGGGUAAGCCUGUGAUCAUGAAUAAUGGCUGAGCGUUUCACAGACGGGGUGAUGAUAUUAGUUCCUGUGCGUUUCCUUCUUUCUCCUGUUGUUUUGUAUGGUUGUGACGGAACAGUAAUGAUCUGCUGGACGCUGCGGAUCCCGUCGACGUGUUGAUCUGCAUUUAGUCAUGAGUUGCUUUUGUCCUCUCGUAUCACACUUCAGUCGCACCACGGUAAACCGCAGUGUUCACUGGCGUUUUUUUUCUUUGUUAGAAUGUAUCGUAAAGGUCUAAACCAUGAACUAUCCUUUGUUAAUAUUUACACCUCACCUGUAUUUCAGCAAACUACAAUUAAAGAGGGAAAAAUCA